Molecule: messenger RNA, 1047 nt
Organism: Lagenorhynchus albirostris (white-beaked dolphin)
Lineage: Eukaryota; Metazoa; Chordata; Mammalia; Artiodactyla; Delphinidae
Gene: SLC25A4
Product: solute carrier family 25 member 4
Exons: 4
Coding region: 119-1015 (298 amino acids)
Biological process (GO): mitochondrial ADP transmembrane transport; mitochondrial ATP transmembrane transport
Cellular component (GO): mitochondrial inner membrane
Molecular function (GO): ATP:ADP antiporter activity
Source: RefSeq, a predicted model, not a curated record
GCGGGGGCACGAUCGGCCCCUUCGCGUCGCGCAGGGACAGAGCCGGGGACUCUGUGCCUGGCCAGGCGAAGAGAGCGAGAGCGCGGCUCCCGGAGGCGGUGUGCGCCCGGCUGUCACCAUGAGCGACCAGGCUUUGAGCUUCUUGAAGGACUUCUUGGCUGGCGGCGUCGCCGCUGCCAUCUCCAAGACCGCGGUUGCCCCCAUCGAGAGGGUCAAACUGCUGCUGCAGGUCCAGCAUGCCAGCCAACAGAUCAGUGCUGAGAAGCAAUACAAAGGGAUCAUUGAUUGCGUGGUGAGAAUCCCCAAGGAGCAGGGCGUUCUCUCCUUCUGGAGGGGUAACCUGGCCAACGUGAUCCGUUACUUCCCCACCCAAGCUCUCAACUUCGCCUUCAAGGACAAGUACAAGCAGAUCUUCCUGGGGGGCGUGGACCGGCAUAAGCAGUUCUGGCGCUACUUUGCCGGUAACCUGGCUUCCGGUGGGGCAGCUGGGGCCACCUCUCUCUGCUUUGUCUACCCGCUGGACUUUGCUAGGACCAGAUUGGCCGCCGACGUGGGCAAGGGUGCUGCCCAGCGUGAGUUCACUGGUCUGGGCAACUGUCUCACCAAGAUCUUCAAGUCUGAUGGCCUGCGGGGUCUCUACCAGGGUUUCAAUGUCUCUGUCCAGGGCAUCAUUAUCUACAGAGCCGCCUACUUUGGAGUCUAUGACACGGCCAAGGGGAUGUUGCCUGACCCCAAGAAUGUGCACAUUAUCGUGAGCUGGAUGAUUGCCCAGACUGUGACGGCGGUCGCAGGGCUGGUGUCCUACCCUUUUGACACUGUCCGCCGUAGAAUGAUGAUGCAGUCUGGUCGGAAAGGGGCGGAUAUUAUGUACUCUGGGACAGUGGACUGCUGGAGGAAGAUUGCAAAAGACGAAGGACCCAAGGCUUUCUUCAAAGGCGCCUGGUCCAAUGUGUUGAGAGGCAUGGGCGGUGCUUUUGUAUUGGUAUUGUAUGAUGAGAUCAAAAAAUAUGUCUGAUGUAAUUAAAACUCAAGUUCAUUGGUUCCAGA